GCACAACGCCAGCGAUUCAACGACGCUUCGUGCCUCAGUUAACUUGGAGCGCCAUAAAUUGAUGUUCGGAUCCGAACAAGACGUCGCUGGCACUGAUAAAGAGCUCACAAAACGUACAGGAGCAGUUAAACCAUCGUUUGGGUCCCCUUCAUAACCGACUUUGGUGACCAUGGUCGACUUUCCACAAUUGGUGUGCUCACUCUUGAGCUUUUCGCUCUUUCGACUACCACUACCGGGGUGUCGCUACGGCUUCGAGCAAGGUGCCUCCAAGUCAAUCGCUAUCGUGGGAGCGGGGAGCGCCGGACUGGCUAUGUUGCAAACCCUAUUGGAUCUGCCAGUUGAGACUCGCACGGACUGGGGUAUUGUUCUAUACGAGCGACGCAGAGAUGUCGGGGGAGUAUGGCUGCCAGAUCCGUCACCCCCUCCUCCGCCAAAGCUACCCGAAACACCACUGUAUCCUCUGCUACACGCUAAUAGUCCUGUUCCCGUCAUGACUUACCCCCACUUUCCGUUCCCACCUGGCACCCCUCUUUUCCCUACACACGACUACAUAGAACGCUAUCACCAGGAUUAUGCGACCCAUUAUGACCUCUGGCCGUAUAUCAAUUUAAACCACACCGUGCUUUCAUCGUCAUGGGUAGGGACACCCCAUGCAGGGCAUUGGGAGAUCGUUGUUGAGGAUCAUAAUGGUGACCGGAUACGAAGAUCAUUCGAUCAUCUCGUCGUUGCGGUUGGGCGAUACCACGAGCCACAUAUGGUGAUAUUUCCAGGACAAGAAGCAUGGUUAGAGAACACCAAAGGUGGACUGCAACGUGAAAUCUUGCAUUCGAUGUGGUACCGUAAUCCUAGUCGGUAUGUCAACCGAACCGUCGUAGUGGUCGGCGGAGGACCAAGCGGAGUCGGCAUUGCAUCUCAGGUGUUACAGUACGCUCAUAGAGUUUACCUUUCUGUUCGUAGUCCGCCACGGGAGAUGCCAGUGGGACAUGUGGAGAUAAAGCCCAAGAUCUCACAUUUUACAUCGGAUGACGUCGUUUUCACGGAUGGGUCGACAGUACAAGACGUCGAUAUGGUCUUACUGGCCACGGGCUAUGAUCUGCGCCUGCCUUUUCUAGAAGAAGGUGGGGAAGUGAUCGUGAAACCAGGGUCUAACGAGACAGAUGGACACAGUCUUACCACCAACCUGUGUUAUCUGUUCCCGCUCCACAAACAUAUAUUUUCCCUGUCGGCGUCUUACCCGACGAACGCACUGGCAUUCAUCGGCCUCCCGAACACGGUCUUCAUCCGCUCCUCGGAUACUGCACAGAGUAUCUACGCAACCUCGAUCAUUCGGAAUGGAAGUUUACUCGCCUCACGAGCGGAGUUGCUGAGUGAGCUUGCAGACAGCGAAGAAGGCCUUCGGAGGAGAGGGUAUGAUCCUUAUAUCGGGUAUAAGAUGGUGGAUUAUUCCACCAUUGAGUAUCAAGACGACCUCAUCGAGAGCCUGCGAUCGAAGGGAGGAUUGCCGGAAAGCAAUACCAGUUUUGUCGAGCCCUGGAGAAGAGAAAGUGUUAAUUACCUGGGGGGUAGCCUGAGGCGAGGGUGGAAAAGGCUAAAGGCGCUUGGACUUGCAGAGGAAUGGUUAAAGGGGGUUGAGAGUGAGGAAGAGUGGGUUGAUCUUAUGAGACGAGUGAACGCGUGGCAGAGAGAUUGGGAGACGGCGCACCAGCUGACAUUUCCAGAUGACACGUUCAUAUAUUGAGGGAUGACAUGACAUUCCAUUUCUAUCGCCAUACAGAGCCUUGUCUCCCCCU
Pisolithus orientalis is the source of this 1790-nucleotide messenger RNA. RefSeq lists its product as uncharacterized. Gene Ontology annotation, molecular function: NADP binding; N,N-dimethylaniline monooxygenase activity; flavin adenine dinucleotide binding. The transcript is spliced from 3 exons. Bases 170 to 1738 code for a protein of 522 amino acids. NCBI's taxonomy places the organism in Eukaryota, Fungi, Basidiomycota, Agaricomycetes, Boletales, Pisolithaceae. The record is from RefSeq and is a predicted model, not a curated record.